AAAAAAAAAAAAAAAAAAAAAAAAAUGGCUAUUGAAACCCGUCUUCCUCGAGUUGAAAUUGAAUUCUGCACAGGAUGUAAAUGGCAUCUUCGUGCAGGAUGGAUGGCUCAAGAGUUACUUUUGACGUUUGGAAACACCAUUGGAGAACUAGCACUGAUCCCUGGUAAAAGCGCAACCUUUAUCGUUAGAGUGAAUGGAGAGGUUGUGUUUGAUCGCAAGGAUCAUGGACGGUUCCCAGAGAUGAAGGAAGUUAAGCAGUUAGUGCGUGGAAUCAUUGCACCGGAGAUGGGUCUUGGACAUAGCGAUAGCGCAGUCAAAUCUGCGCAGACUUCAGAUUCACAGCCAGUGGCACCAGUAACAGCAACAACAUCAGCACCAGUACCAGCACUGGUGUCAACGUCAGAGACAGCGCAACAACAUGAACAAGCGAAAUCAACCUCUUCAAGGACUGUGGAUCCUGAUGACGAAGAUUCGACGGCACAUCCUUUUGAUUGCAAGACCUGUUUGUAGGGACAC
This is a messenger RNA of Lobosporangium transversale, 516 nucleotides long. RefSeq names its product Rdx family-domain-containing protein. The transcript is spliced from 3 exons. The record is from RefSeq and is a predicted model, not a curated record. The coding region runs from base 25 to 510 and encodes 161 amino acids. Lineage: Eukaryota; Fungi; Mortierellomycota; Mortierellomycetes; Mortierellales; Mortierellaceae.